UAGAAGCAGAACCGAGUCCUCUGUGUGGAGGGACAGUAACUGUGUGUGUAUAUGAUUGCAUGACGAAGGAAGAUCCAGAGCCUUUAGAUGCGGGGAAAAUAAUCCCGUCCCUCGGAGACUCGAUCUCAGACGCCAUCGCCAGCUCUCUUAAUGUCCCGAAACAGCGACAUGAGAGCGCUGACGAGCUGACACGGAUGGUUGAGGAAGAGAUCUCCGAAAAGGUAAGCUCAACAGUCAAACUCAUUACAGAAAGCCCCGAUCUCCCGCAAGACCCCGCCGUUUAUGUUAGCGGGAAAUGUAGUAAUAUUAAAAAGCUGCACCGCAUGGUUUGUCACGCUGCCUCGUGCCUUAAAAGGUUUGUAGCACGUAAGAUGCGCUGCCGGUGCGUGUCAAGCGGGUGUGAUUCCGGUACAGAAAGUACGGAUUCAAAGAUAUCAGUGCAAUCAGCAAUCACAGAGAUUUCUGUGAUUCUGUCAUCAAGCAGCUCAGAUGGAGAGAUGACAGAAAAAGAUAAAGAUGAGGAAGAAAUUGAGCUCCCAGACGAAUCAGCUCUAACAGAAGAAGACAAAAUAAAACCAGCUGCAGAGAGCCAAAGUAUCCGAGCUCCAACGCCAGUAGAAGUGGUUGCAGCUGACAUCGUAAAUGAGAUACUUGGGAACAUGAAUUCAAGCAGUGAAGAGCCCUGUGAGAGGUGUAGCUUACCCAAGCCUGCCUUUAAUGCAGGAUUAAUUAUCAACAAGGUGAGAGACCUUUUCUCCAGAUGUUUGCCAUCCACCUCACACUCAGGGCUCAAAGCACGCAAACACCGCUUUUCCAUGUUUGCGAAAAAACAGUUUGAAAAAAUGAAAAAAGAGCUGAGACAAGUAAUAAAGGCAAACAGGAAAUUUUUUGUUUGUCUAAAAAACAUUUUCAAGUUCCACAAGUAUGAAACAGUGCCAUCCGAUGAAAGUAGCCUCCCAGGGUCAGUCCCAGAAACUGGUCCCCAGAGUAAAGAGGCUCAUCGAGCCCCUUCCCGAAACACGCUGCUUCGUUACAUGCGUUCUUCUCCAGCCGACUUUGACGCCAUUAGGUCAGACGUUAACCAGCUGUUUGACAAAUUAACAAAGAAAGAAGAACUCUUCAUCAUCCAUAAAACAUUGGACAACUUCAGAAAUAGUGGGGCAACAAGAGAUUUUACCGUGGAGUUGACGGGAAAAGUAUUUGAUCUACUUAUGACGGAUCGACUGUAUCAAAUCCCCGAACCUCUAAUGGGUAGAUCCCUCUCAGAUACAGUCAUCUCCAGGACUCCACAACCAGCACAUGGCUCAAAGCGUCCCUUUUCUGCUGAAGUCCUCUAUGUCCUCGUAGAAGACGCAGUAGAAAAGUUUUACAAAAGCUUUACUCUGGAGCAUUUCCCAGAAAGAUCUUCUCCGGCACCGGAUGAAACACCUGUAACACCAAAACCUGAGAGCAUUUCCCCAGAAAGAUCUUCUCCGGCACCGGAUGAUACACCUCAAACACCAAAACCUGAGAGCAUUUCCCCAGAAAGAUCUUCUCCGGCACCGGAUGAGACAAAUCAAACACCAAAACCUGAGAGCAUUUCCCCAGAAAGAUCCUCCCCGGCACCGGAUGAAACACCUGUAACACCAAAACCUGAGAGCAUUUCCCCAGAAAGAUCUUCUCCGGCACCGGAUGAAACACCUGUAACACCAAAACCUGAGAGCAUUUCCCCAGAAAGAUCUUCUCCGGCACCGGAUGAUACACCUGUAACACCAAAACCUGAGAGCAUUUCCCCAGAAAGAUCUUCUCCGGCACCGGAUGAAACACCUGUAACACCAAAACCUGAGAGCAUAUCCCCAGAAAGAUCUUCUCCGGCACCGGAUGAUACACCUGUAACACCAAAACCUGAGAGCAUUUCCCCAGAAAGAUCCUCCCCGGCACCUGAUGAAACACCUGUAACACCAAAACCUGGGAGCAUUUCUCCGCAAAAAUGCUCUGCUAGCAUUUCACGCUCUCUCAAGGAUUCCUCUGACAUGUCUGAGAUGCGUUCUGUGUCAGUGUCAUCUUCUGAUGCUGAGAAAAUUUCCGAUGACCUCGCUUUUAUCCUCAUGAUGAGAGUCGUCAAAAAAUCUAAAUCUAAGACCAAACAGUCUGUGUCUCUGUCAGAAGAACUAGAGACGGUCAUCAACCGUCUGAGAGAUCUGAUACAGCCUGAACUAAGCAGCACAGAGUCUGCCACAAGUCUGACAAAUAACAAGAAAAAGUUCAUCAAGAAACUAGCCAAAUGCCUCAUCAAGGAGUUUGGCUCCCCAGACAAUGUCUUAAAGGCUGCAAUAGCAAAUGAUUUGUCUUUUGAUGAGGCUCUGAUAAGGCAUCUAAAAAUCCGCCUUGGAGUCAUCCCCAGUCCUCCCAAAAAGUCCAAAAUUUCCAGGUUUUUUUCAGCUGUGGGAAAAGCUCUGCGAAAACCCUUUAGGUGGUUCACUAAAGCCAGAGAUGAUUAAAAUGACCAUCCUGGCUUUUCCCCGCCGCCCUGCUUCUUUUAACAUCUUGAAGCAGAAUUUUAGCACCAAAUCCAAAUUUUAACAACUGUAGUUCGCGCCAUCUCGUCUCCUUUUGAUUUCCAUCCCCCCCAACCGGUCGCAGCGGAUGGCCGCCCUUUCUGAGCCCGGUUCCGUUGGAAGUUUCUUCCUGUUAAAGGGAGUUUUUCUUCCCCACAGUCGCCUAGUGCUUGCUCAGAGGGGGAUCAUUUGAUUGUUGGGGUUCUCUGUAGUACUGUAGGGUUUUGACCUUACAGUACACACAGGGAGGAGACUUUGUGAUUUGGCGCUUGAUUUUUAAAAUAUCUAAUUCGGCAUGAAAUAAAAAAUAUCUAAAUUAAAAAUACAUUCCAGC
This is a messenger RNA of Oreochromis niloticus (Nile tilapia), 2871 nucleotides long. RefSeq lists its product as uncharacterized. The transcript is spliced from 3 exons. NCBI's taxonomy places the organism in Eukaryota, Metazoa, Chordata, Actinopteri, Cichliformes, Cichlidae. The record is from RefSeq and is a predicted model, not a curated record. Bases 60 to 2480 code for a protein of 806 amino acids.